Messenger RNA from Knipowitschia caucasica, 963 nucleotides. Lineage: Eukaryota; Metazoa; Chordata; Actinopteri; Gobiiformes; Gobiidae. The record is from the annotation of a GenBank genome assembly.
AUGGUGUUUCGGCUCUUUACAAAGUGGAGUGAGAGUCAACGACAGUCGCAGAUCCAUAAUGAGGCUCAAAGAGGAUCUCAGGGACUGGAGAACUGGGACUGGAGCAGGGACUGGAGAGCUGGGACUGGAGCAGGGACUGGAGAGCUGGGGCUGGAGAGCUGGGGCUGGAGCUGGGACUGGAGCAGGGACUGGAGAGCAGGGACUGGAGAGCAGGGACUGGAGAGCAGGGACUGGAGAGCCUGGGACUGGAGAGCUGGGACUGGAGAGCUGGGACUAGAGAGCUGGGACUGGAGAGCCAGGGACUGGAGAGCUGGGACUGGAGCUGGGACUGGAGCUGGGACUGGAGAGCUGGGACUGGAGCUGGGGCUGGAGAGCUGGGACUGGAGAGCUGGGUCUGGAGAGCUGGGACUGGAGAGCUGGGGACUGGAGAGCAGGGACUGGAGAGCCUGGGACUGGAGAGCUGGGACUGGAGAGCUGGGACUAGAGAGCUGGGACUGGAGAGCUGGGACUGGAGCUGGGACUGGAGCUGGGACUGGAGAGCUGGGUCUGGAGAGCAGGGACUGGAGAGCUGGGACUGGAGAGCUGGGACUGGAGCUGGGACUGGAGCUGGGGCUGGAGAGCUGGGUCUGGAGAGCAGGGACUGGAGAGCUGGGACUGGAGCUGGGACUGGAGCUGGGACUGGAGAGCUGGGGCUGGAGAGCUAGGACUGGAGAGCCUGGGACUGGAGAGCCUGGGACUGGAGCUGGGACUGGAGAGCUGGGGCUGGAGAGCUGGGUCUGGAGAGCAGGGGCUGGAGAGCUGGGAUGGGACUGGAGAGCAGGGACUGGAGAGCUGGGACUGGAGCUGGGACUGGAGCUGGGACUGGAGAGCUGGGACUGGAGAGCAGGGACUAGAGAGCCUGGGAGUGGAGAGCAGGGACUGGAGAGCCUGGGACUGGAGCAGGGACUGGAGAGCAGGGACUAG